GCCAAACUCAGCCGUGGACGUCCGAUUGGAUAAUCAAUGUUUUGAUUCCGAUUUGCUGCGCGCAGCUAUUCAUCGUACCGUCGUCGUGAAAAAGAGCCCUCCAAGGAUGAUCCGACAAAUUCUGCUGAAAAACGACAUUCUCGUGAAGUUGGUGGCCGCCAGAGCAUACAGCCAGCCGGCACCACCAUCCGCACCCAAAGGACCAUCGGCACCAGCUGCACCGGCGGAUGUGCCCGGACUUAGCUCACGCUGCGUCGCGAAGAAGGAUGGUCCGGUUGGGCCUGGUGCCGAACGGAACGGAACGUACAAGGUGCCGGAAUACUUUAGCUACAACACAACGAGCUACUUUGAGGCUGAGAUUGAGAUGUCCAAGUUCCGCAUCCCGCAGCCAUCGGCGAAGAACUGAAUGCGGGUUUCGUGCGAAGCUGUAAAUAGGGACACGGACGCGUACAAUAAAGUGAUUAGUUGAAGGAUAUAAGUGUA
This is a messenger RNA of Anopheles stephensi (Asian malaria mosquito), 483 nucleotides long. RefSeq names its product NADH dehydrogenase [ubiquinone] flavoprotein 3, mitochondrial (gene NdufV3). Gene Ontology annotation, cellular component: mitochondrion. The record is from RefSeq and is a predicted model, not a curated record. NCBI's taxonomy places the organism in Eukaryota, Metazoa, Arthropoda, Insecta, Diptera, Culicidae. The transcript has a single exon. Bases 107 to 406 code for a protein of 99 amino acids.